AUGGCGCUUGAUGUUUUAUCACCUCCGACUUUGGUCGUCGUUGGGAUAAUUACUGUGUACCUUGGGCUUUACUGGACGUCGUCUCGAAAACUCGACACACGGGAACCGCCAAUCAUUACGUCAGGCAUACCAUAUGUCGGACAUCUACUUGGCAUGGCCCUCUAUGGAGGUCGGUAUGUGAAGUCCAUCGGAUUACGCAAUCGACAGACUCCCGUUUUCACACUACCGGUGCCCAACUCACGCAUCUACAUUGUCGUGGAUCCAUCGCUGGCAGCUGCUGUCCAAAGAGCGUCCAAAGCGUUGUCGUUUACUCCGAUCAUCCCCGAGGUCACUGAGAGAAUCUUGGGACUUGAUGCCGCAACCAAGAGCAUUGCCAGCAAGAAUCUCGAUCCAGGGCCGGGGGACGAAAGAGGAUUUCUAGCAGAUAUCCAGGAAAUGGUUUAUUCCAAACUUGGACCUGGAAGCUACCUCAGCGAACUCACUCGUGACGCAGCUCAGGAACUGAAGAACGAGGUAGAUGGCUACAGAACGACGCUCGAAGCGCGGCCUGGAAGCAAGGAGCUCAUCGACUUGCUCGAGUGGGUACGGCACUUCGUGACUGUGUCGACGGCAAAGUAUCUUUAUGGGCCGCAAAACCCCCUAUCAAAGCACGCAGAGCUUGAAGAAGCCUUCUGGGACUUCGAUCACGGCCUUGGAGCGCUGAUGAUCAACAUCAUGCCGUCGAUCACAGCACGGAAAGCCUAUCAAGGUCGCGAGAAACUGGUCCAAGCCUUGGCAGACUAUCUUGAGGCAAGUGCAUAUCGAACUGGAUCUCAGAUCAUACAAGAGCGAGUAUCACUAGCCCUGAAACAUGGCUGGGCGCUGCGUGAAGUGGCAAGGUCAGAGCUUUCGUUCCUGUUCGCGGGCAUCGUGAACGCCACCACAUCGACGUUCUGGAUUAUUCUACAAAUAUUCGCGGAUCCCAACAUACUAUCUAGAGUUCGUGAUGAGAUCGUGUCUUCGGUUGGUGAAGAUGGCGAGGGAGCCCGUGUGUUGAACGUCGAGAUGCUCAAAGAUCAAUGUCCUGUCCUCAUGGCUGUCUACAGAGAAUGCCUACGCCUGAAUUCUGACAACAACAGCAUUCGAAUCGUCAAGGAGCCUACUAUUCUUGCGGACAGAUACUAUCUAGCCAAGGACUCCGUCGUGCAGAUUGCUGGGGGCGUGAUCCACGCCGACCAGUCUAUCUGGGGCAGCAAUGUGGAUGAGUUCGACCAUGGACGUUUCCUCGGGCAGGGGACAGGGCUGACCAAAGAAAAAGAGAAGCAGUAUCACCCAGCGGCGUUCCGUGCCUUUGGAGGUGGGAAGACCUUGUGUCCCGGACGCCAUUUUGCUACAUACGAAAUACUGAGCUUCGUGGCCUUGAUCGUGUUACAGUUCGACAUGGAGUCACCAGACGGUGGUAAGAUCAAGGUCCCGAAGAAGAACGAUGCCGUGCUGCCUGUGCAUAUCCUCGAGCCUAGGGAAGCGGUCAAGCUAGUAGUUCGGCCGCGCCGCGAAUGGGAUGCUGGGAAGGGGUUGAGGAUCUCUUUAGGAAAGGAAUAA
Neoarthrinium moseri is the source of this 1581-nucleotide messenger RNA. RefSeq lists its product as uncharacterized. The coding region runs from base 1 to 1581 and encodes 526 amino acids. Gene Ontology annotation, molecular function: heme binding; monooxygenase activity; oxidoreductase activity, acting on paired donors, with incorporation or reduction of molecular oxygen. The transcript has a single exon. NCBI's taxonomy places the organism in Eukaryota, Fungi, Ascomycota, Sordariomycetes, Amphisphaeriales, Apiosporaceae. The record is from RefSeq and is a predicted model, not a curated record.